UCUAAACUUCUUUCAGAAAUGGAGCCAAUUGGAAGGAUCACUAGGAGGAACCCGACGGGCCGUGUACCGGGUGGGUCCGAACGCGGCAGCCGGGGGUCCACUAGGGUGUCCAGGGGAAGGGGCCGUGGAGGAACCCGACGGGCCGUGUACCGGGUGGGUCCGAACGCGGCAGCCGGGGGUCCACUAGGGUGUCCAGGGGAAGGGGCCGUGGAGGCCAACAACAAACCGUGAGCGAUGGCCACGUGGACACCGAGAGUGAGACUUAUUGGUCCUAUGAGGACUCAACCUAUAGGCCGGAAACCGAGCCGGUGGAAACCCCAUAUGAUGGGGAAGAUGACGAUGUGAGUGAAGAGAGUGAAGACGAUGGCACUCUUGGGAGGAUCGAGGCGCUGCUCCAAUAACAAUACCACCGGGAGCGCGAAGAGAGGAGACAACGCCGAAGGCGCCGAACGGGGCAACCUUCGGGCAUGGCUUCGAGAGGAGGAAGCCAAGGUGCUUCUAGAGUCCAUGUUGAACCACAUGGAGGCCAAGAUGUGGGAGGUCCAACCAUAAGGAUCUCCAAAUUUAUCAAAGAAGCACGAGAUUUGGGAUGUAAACCGUUUGAUGGAACGGGAGACAUCUCCGUUGCAGCCGAAUGGAUCAAAAGAUUCAACGAGGCAGCCCUUGACAUGCAGCUGCCACCCAUCAUGAAAUUGAGGGUGGCAACAAGAUUGCUCGAAGGCAUGGCGUCCACGUGGUGGGACGGGGUCAAAGGAAAAUACGGCGAAGCCGUCACAUGGGAGAACUUUCGGCAGGAGUUCUUCAACCAAUACUACUCCGACUUCGAGGUAAACAUGAAGAGGAGGGAGUAUACGAACUUGACACAGGGAGGCGCAUGUACGGUGAAGGAACUUGAACACAAGUUCAAAAAGCUUGCCGAAUUCAUACCGGAGUACAUAUGUGAUGAGAACCGGAUGGUGAACCACUUCUGGGAUGCCUUAGACCUUGACAUACGCGAGAGGGCAACACAAUUGCCUAAUAUGACGUUUAGUCAAGUGGUUGAACAGGGCCUGAAGGGAGAGAAGGAGUGGGAGGAAAGAAAGCGGAGGAACGCCGAGGAGGCGAAGAAGAGGAAGUGGGAAAGCCAUGGCCCACAAGGUUCUAACAAAAAGGGGAACCACGGGGGAGGAGGAUCGUUCAGGGCACCGGCGCCGCCAUCCAAGGGAAACUCGGCUUUCGGCGGGCACAACUCGGGCUCACAAGCCUCGACAGCGCCCAGGUGCCGAAAUUGCAACAGGAGCCACGCCGGUAAGUGUCGUGACCCUCCUCGGUGCUACCAAUGUGGAGACACGGGGCAUCUUAAACCAAAUUGCCCUCAACUUGGUGGAAACCGAGGGGCGGGAUCAAGCGGCGCUACUACGGCAAGUAGGAGUCGAACCGGAGCACCCCAUGCUAGUACGGGGCAGGGGGGAGCGAGCGCCAGCAACGCGCCGUCCGUGAAUCAAGGAAGGACGCAAGCUAGAGUCUACGCAAUGACCGAGGCCGAUGCUCGGGCCAAUCCCGACUCCGUUGCAGGUAAUACACGUAUUCCCAUGUAUUUCUAGGCUUG
Molecule: messenger RNA, 1588 nt
Organism: Cuscuta epithymum
Lineage: Eukaryota; Viridiplantae; Streptophyta; Magnoliopsida; Solanales; Convolvulaceae
Source: the annotation of a GenBank genome assembly